Messenger RNA from Strongylocentrotus purpuratus (purple sea urchin), 6145 nucleotides. Its product is annotated as ankyrin-1-like. Gene Ontology annotation, cellular component: cytoplasm. Gene Ontology annotation, biological process: signal transduction. Lineage: Eukaryota; Metazoa; Echinodermata; Echinoidea; Camarodonta; Strongylocentrotidae. Gene Ontology annotation, molecular function: protein binding. The coding region runs from base 1 to 3756 and encodes 1251 amino acids. The record is from RefSeq and is a predicted model, not a curated record. The transcript is spliced from 9 exons.
AUGGCGCUGUUUUCUGCAGCGGCAAUAGGAGACGUCCAGAAGAUACAAUCAUUAAUCGACUCAGAAGACAAGUCCGAGGAUUCGAUAGGAGUUGAUGUAAACUGCUCGGAUGCAUCUGGCAAGACACCCCUUCACAUUGCUUCGGCAAACGGACAUUUGCAAACGGUUAAAUGCCUAACCAAUCAUGGAGCAAAGGUGAAUGUAAUCGAUGCUAACCUACAGACAUCGGUUCAUUUAUGUUCAAAGAAAGGCCAUCUUCAUGUGGUAGAGCUGUUAGUGAACGAAGGAGCAGAUAUUAAAAUUGGCGACAAAGAUGGGUUUACAGCUCUUCACAUAGCAUCAUUCGAGGGUCAUGUUGACAUUGUCAAAUACCUUGUUAGUAAAGGGGCAGAGCUGGAGAGACUUGCUAAUGAUUAUUGGACACCUCUACACCUUGCAUUAAAUGGUGGCCAUCUUGACCUUGCAGAGUACCUUUUGACAGAAGGAGCCAACAUUAACUCGUGUGGUGAAGGUGGAUGUACAGCUCUACAUGCUGCAUCACAAACUGGUAAUAUUGAUGGAGUGAAAUAUCUUACUAGUCAAGGAGCAGAGCAAGAUAAGAUCACUGAGGAUGGUUGGACCGCGCUUAGUCUGGCUUCAUUUAGGGGACACCUUGACAUUGUCAAAGUUCUCGUUAACGAAGGGGUACAGGUUGACAAAGCACUCAGGAACGGGAUGACACCAUUGUGUCUUGCAACAGAAAAAGGCCAUUUGGGUAUUGUCGAAGUCUUACUGAACGUAGGAGCAAAUAUUGAUGACUGUAACCGAGACGGGCUAACAGCACUCCACAUUGCAGCGUCCAAUGGACACGUUGAAAUAGUGCAUCAUCUCAUUAGCAAAGGGGCACAUCUUGACAAAUGUGACAAAACCGAAAGGACACCCUUGUUUUGUGCUUCUCAAAAAGGCCAUCUUGAAAUCGUCGAGUAUAUCGUGAACAAAGGAGCAGGCAUUGAAAUUGGUAAUAAAGAUGGGUUUACAGCUCUUCACAGUGCAUCCCUCAAGGGUCAUCUUGAUAAUGUCAAAUACCUCGUUAGUAAAGGGUCAGACUUGGGGAGACUUGCUAAUGAUUACUGGACACCUCUACAUCUUGCUUUAGACGGUGGCCGUCUUGACAUUGCAGAGUACCUUUUGACAGAAGGAGCCAACAUUAACACGUGUGGUAAACGUGGAUAUACAGCUCUGCAUACUGCAUCACAAACUGGUAAUAUUGAUGGAGUAAAAUAUCUAACCAGUCAAGGAGCAGAGCUGGAUAGGAGCACUGACGAUGGUUGGACCGCGCUUAGUUUGGCUUCAUUCGGGGGACACCUUGAUAUUGUAAAAGUUUUCGUUAACAAAGGGGUGGAGGUUGACAAAGCACUCAAGAACGGGACAUCAUCCUUGUGUCUUGCAACAGAAAGAGGUCAUCUGGGUAUUGUCGAGGUCUUACUGAACGUAGGAUCAAAUAUUGAUAGCUGUAAUCAAGAUGGGGGUACAGCUCUUCACAACGCAUCAUUCAAGGGUCAUCUUGAUAUUGUCAAAUGCCUUCUUAUGAAAGGGGCACAGCUUAACAAAUGUAACAAAAACGACAGGACACCCUUGUCUUGUGCUUCUCAAGAAGGCCAUCUUGAAGUCGUCGAGUAUAUCGUGAACAAACGAGCAGACAUUGAAAUUGGUGAUAAAGAUGGGUUUACAGCUCUUCACCUAGCAGCAUUCGCGGGUCAUUUUGAUAUUGUCAAAUACCUCGUUAGUAAAGGGGCAGACCUGUGGAGACUUGCUGAUGAUUACUGGACACCUUCAGGCCUUGCUCUUUAUGGUGGCCAUCUGGAUAUACAUGACUUUCUUUUAAAUAGAGAAGCAAGAAAGAUCGUUAAGCCAUUCAUUGGGUUUGAAGAGGACCACUACGACUACCUUCGCAGUACGUUUGGUAGUAAGGCUCUCCCUAGCUUAAUGCCCCGCCCAUACUCCCCAACAUACGAUCCAUAUCUUACCAGUAAACAAGACAGCUCUAGCUCCUCGAGGAAGAGUAUCACAGAAGAGACGAUGAUUAUAAGUCUCGACGAGUACAGCAUCAAGGUUCCACUUUCACCAGACGAUGUGGACAGAGCCAAAUAUAUCACAGCAGAAGCAUUGACAACCAUUCCACCUGACUUAAACCUGGACAAAGACGAAGUUAUCAUCUCAGUUGGGCUCAAGCUAUCCCCUCCUGGUCUUCAGUUUAAAACUCCGGUGGAAGUCACGGUCUCGCAUAGCGCUAUUUUCACCAACCCAGACAAGGCAGAAAUUGUGCUAUACACCCGAAGGACUGGGUCUGAUGAAUUUUCAAGGAUAGUUCCUGGUUCUGACAAAGCUGCUCGGUGUGUAGUCGCAAAGAAUCACCUUACUCUGUACUUAGAUCAUUUCUCGGAAUGGUGGAUUAUUUCCUUAAUCAGGAGAUACUUCAUCGGUAAACGGCUCAUCUGUACGCCGUACGUUCCCCUGUCAACAUCCAGAGACGUCAUGAACUACAUCUUGCUCAAUAUUAAAGAUGACUUCUACGGCAUGAAAGAGGAUACCAUACGAGACUACAAGGAAGCCUUUCCUGGUGAGCAGUACUGUGUAUAUUGGGGACAAGGAUCCUUAUUUGUCAGACAUCUGGAAAACGAAGACGAAGUGUCAACACAGGAACUUGAAGAAUGUGCUUUCUUCCACAUGACGACCCAUCGGAUGCCGUUCACUCUUCAGCCACGUGAAGCAUCUGAAGUUCCCGUCAAAUUCAUCUUGAAGCAAAAAAUCACGAAGCGUAUCGCCUUCAAAGUACUGUACAACGAUGUGCCGCACGAGAUUCCAAAUGCCAAAUCAACUCCGACAGGAUCUGCAUCGUCCAAAGGCAAAGCUGAAUCACAUGAUGUUGGACGGGGAACAUCCAAAUCAUCUCAGCUCUUCGAAGAGCUGACGAGAAGCGAGCAUCAUGAUCUUGAAACGAUAGGUUCAACAUCACCUGAGCCUGCAGACACUAAAGGUAAGACUAUGGCCCAUCAGGAACGGAAAAAUGACAUUUCCAUACGCGGAAGUAGUCCUACUAAAGUCCUUACAAGACCUAGCCCGUUGACUUCAUCAACAGAGUCACUGUCACGGGAACAUGCCUACCAAGUCACACCUGAUUUGAUAACAGAGACAGGAGUCAUUGGUAAGGAGCUGAAAGAGUCCAUCCAUUCUUUAGAGUCUGCAGCCGAGGGGAAAAUGGGAGCCCCACCAGCAAUUUUGGCAAACAUUGUCCGAGAACUCGUGCCAGUGCUUUCAACAGAUCGGAAUAUGCACCAGCGUUCUGGGAACGUCUAUAUCAACGUCCAAGGGAUGGUCAUCAACAAUCCCCAAGGGAAUAAUCCUCAAGGAAAUACUGUUGCCCAUGCUCCUGUUGCAAUUGCUUCAAUAGUACCUCCUAUGCUACAGCAUGAGCUGCGUUGCCGGUUGAACAGAGAAAGCCCAGUUUUUGAUGACUGGAGGGGUCUUGCCAGUGAGCUGGGACUUGGAGACUACAUACAACAUCUGGAGCAGUGCAAGAAUCCGACUGAAGAACUACUCGUUCUUGCAGAGAGUCAAAAGAAGAUUCAGAACCUUGGGGACUUGUGUAAGGCGUUCGAACGCAUGAAUCGUGGGGAUUGCCAAGAGCUCUGCGAGAACUAUGCGUUUGAGAGAACAAAGUCAGCUGAUCCUCGGAAGGAUCAAAUGGAAUAUGAUGACACUGAUAUCAGUGAUUAGGGAACAGGCUCAAUGUGUUCCACAUCACCCUUUAAUCGAGGGUCUAUGGCUCGUUAUUCAGACAACCUGUGAACAUAGCAUUAUAUGGUUGUUGUAAUCCACCAACUGCCUGUCAUUUGGUUUAAAAAACCACAAGCAUUAGAUUUGCUCGAAAAAUAUAAAGUUAAGAAAAUGUGUACUCUAAGGUUCGUAUUCUCCUGAUCAUUUAAGCCAUAUCUAGGCGGAAAUAUCAUGUUUAAAAUAAAACUUAGAUCUCAGACCAAUUUCCUUUUUGAACCACUGUUUUGACAAAAGUCCAAAUCCAGCGUCGGGUUAAAAUAUUAGAACGAUUCAGGCCUAUAAAAUUGACCAAACAUUGGUUAAAGAGGAAAUAUGCACGUUUGUUGGGUAUAUUACUUCCCAGUAUUGCGUAAACCUUAUUCAAUUUUGAGUACAAUUACCUAGUAUUGUGUACACUUUUACCCUCUUAUAUGCUACGCUUCAUCAAGAUUUUACAGGAACGAGGAAUUGAGAUUUACUCUUGGCAUAUUCAUCGGUUUUAAGAAAGCAAUUUUGCCAUAUUAAUGUGAAUGAAGGAUUGAACAACACAUGGAAAAUUGUAAAAAUAGGUAUAAAGGGUAAACUGAACAUAGCUGGAGAAAAAAAAUUCGAGCGGUUGAUGUUACCACUUAUGAUAGAAAUCUGCCAUGGAAUAGUCAUAUUCGUUAUGUAAAUCAGUGUAUCAGGAUUGCGACAUUUUGUUCCUAGGCGUACUUUGAGAGUAUCCAUUAUCAUAUAAAACGUGGAUAAAACCCAUAGGUGUGGUGAAGCAACAUAAGGUUAGCAUAAUAAGAAGCAUAUUGUAUUCACAGAAAAUAGCAGUUCGUGCUUUUUUCAUUUAGAGAGUGAAUUACUCAUACAGCUCAACUACUUUCAUGUUUGAUCUGUUUAAUAAAAAGUUUGUCUCAUAUGUUGAUAUAUAGUGUAUAGAGUAUAUAUAGAGUAAAGUUACUCCACAAGGCAAACAGAAGGUUAACAAUUACGUCUGCCAAAAUGUAGAACGACACAUGGUCGAUUUCCAUUGUCUCUUGUGGUUAGUUACUUGAUUAAUGUCAGAUUAAGUUACAACACAUUUGUUGAACAAAUCAUGAAUAAAAAAUCCAUGCAAAUAGUCUGUAUGUGUACAACAAUUAUAUUUAGUAUUUUGUAAGACAUUGUUAAAGUUAUAUAUUUUUAUAGUAUUGAUUGCAAUAGUACAUUAAUUUCUUUGUUUGUGUUUUGUUUUAUGAAAGUUACUUGUACAAAAUACAUUGUUGAGCUGUGCAUAAGGCGUUAGGGUCAACUAGCACAUAUGCUUUUAUCCGCCCAUUUUUACCAACCAAUAUUUUCUCUUCUUGUACAUAUAAAUAUGUUUGAAAUAAAUGGUACUUAUUUACUGUUCGUAAAUAAAUCUAUCAAAUACACAAAUCUAAUAAAAAUAAUAAAAUUGGCAAGAUUAUAACCAGAAAAAAAGAUGUACAUGUAUAUGGAAGUGAAUUAACAUCAACUCAAAUCACAUGAAAUUAAAUGAAUUCAACAUUUGAAAGUAUAUAGAAGGAACCCCAGGUGUUAAAUUUAAUAUCUUGUUUAAGAUAAUGAAAACAAUGAGCUCCUGUGGCCAUGAGCAAGGCAAGACCAGUGAUUUUUAUUGCCUUUCAUAUGGAGUAUCCUUUUUUAAUGUCAUUAAAAAACAAAAUAUAUAUAUGAGAGAGACAAAUUCUUUAUAAAAAGAAAGGAAGGAAGAAAUCUGCCAAAUUAAAGGGGAUCCCUCAUAAACAAACUGAACAUUAUUACGUUUUGCGUACUGACAUCCUUCUCAUUCAAACGUUUAUUACAAAGGGGUUCGUCUUUUAUGUUACCUUUAUUCGACGUUUAUUCUUCUUCAUACUUAUCAAACUGUUGAUGUAUACUUUAUGUACAUAUAUAUUUUUAAUUGCAUUGGAUUAAUUGAACUUUUAUGUAUAUCAUGAUGAUAUUCGUUAUAGAUAGGUAUGAUAGGCGCUCCUUUGUUAUAAAGUUCAUCAAUUUUGUGUGAAAGCAAACAAAUAAGAAACUCAUAAUUGCAAAUGUAUAAAUAAAUCGGUCAAAAAAUAAAGCAGUUAUGAUUGUUUGAAAAAUGAUAUCUCUAUAUGCGAAUCUCAAAUUGGCAAUUGGGUCAAUGGAUUGUGAUGUAUUCGUGGACAAUUCUUUCGUUUGUUGUGUACAAAAAGAUCAGUAUUGUCUGUUUUUUCUCCUAGUGCCUUCUUCCAUGGGGCACUCCUACAUACAAUGUAUUAUGGAUAGCAUAUAAUAUUAUAUAUUUUAAAUGAUAUGUGUUUUUAUUUGUGUUUGAAAUAAAUUGAAUCGAAUUAAAUUGAAUCUAAAGUGAAAA